Molecule: messenger RNA, 9849 nt
Organism: Knipowitschia caucasica
Lineage: Eukaryota; Metazoa; Chordata; Actinopteri; Gobiiformes; Gobiidae
Source: the annotation of a GenBank genome assembly
AUGAUGGCGGCAGCGGGAUGCGGAUCUGCUACCGCGGCUGCCGUAGGAGGCCAGGGCGGCUCUGUUCCAGCCAGAGGACGCUUUCCCGGGCGGCCGUGGUCUUCUCGCACUCGUUUGCGCUCAGAGAAACGGUGGCAGCUAGGGCGAUCAGGCUUAGAGGCUGAUGAUGUGACAAAUGGAGGCCAAAGGCCCCCAAACCUCGUCCUGUCGUUAAACGAAGAGCAGUCCCACUUGCGCUUACUGGGGAUAGAGCAGAGCCACCAGAGCCUCCAGGCUGGAUACAGCUCAAGUGGGAGCGAAGAGGUGAGGUCCCAAACCCACCCAGGAGUGGAUGAUUUCAAAGGCUUUGGCUCUGAGAAAAAGGGUUCCAAAGCAUUCCGACAAAACCUUCUUAAAGGUGACAGCGUCAAAUUGAGAAGUCGAAUGGAGAGGGUACCUGUUUCAGCCUCGGUGGAUACAGAGAUUAAGAAGGUGUCAUCCCCUGGUAAAAGUAAAAGCUCAAAACCAUCAUUUCUAAUACAACAAGUUUGUGCUGCGCUUGAAAAGAAAGAAGAGCUUCAUAAAGACGCGAAAGAAGCCGCUGUAGAAGACGUAAAACCUGCCACUGGAGAAAACGUGAAACCAGCCACUGUAGAUGACGUGAAACCUGCCACGACAGAACACGUGAAACCUGCCACGACAGAAAACGUGAAACCUGCCACGUCAGAACACGUGAAACCUGCCACGACAGAACACGUGAAACCUGCCACGACAGAAAACGUGAAACCUGCCACGUCAGAACACGUAAAACCUGCCACAACAGAAAACGUGAAACCUGCCACGUCAGAACACGUGAAACCUGCCAGCACAGAACACGUGACACCUGGCACUACAGAACCGGUGACAUUUGUAGAGGAGAAGAAAACAUCAGUAGGAGAAAAGGAGGAGCCCACAAGACUGCUGAGGAGAAGAACAACAUCAAACACGGAGGUUCCCCAAAAACCUGUUAACCAAAAGCCGGUGACAGCUCCAAAAAGAAGAGGUAGGGCAAAUGCAAAGGAAAAGGAAAUCACCCAAAAACCAACCAAGGAGAGUGCAGUGGAGGAUUCAAGUACAGAAGUUGUCAUUCCGGAAAAGCCUUGUGAAGAUUUGACUCCAAAAACUCCAGUAACUGAGGAGGUGACCACUGUCGAUGCUUCUGAAAAUGCUGAAAAGAAUUCCUUAGAAAUAUGCAGUCCUGCUGCAGAACAAGUGCCAGAUAACAACUCUCAGCCCGAUGCGGAGAAAGACGUCGAAUCGCUUUCCAAAGAGGCCAAACCAGCGCCUGCGCCUUCUAAAACGAAACCGAGACGAUGCCGGAAAAAUACGGUUACACGGAAAAGGAGGUCUGUGCAAAAAAAGACAAGUAGCGUGGUGACUGCAGAGGCUGCCCCAGAAGUGUUUAUAGACACUGUAUCGGCCAUAGUGGAAAGCGUCAUCUCUGAAGCGAUGCAAAAAGACAGUCUUCCCCUGCUAACAGAGAGCUCUUCCGUUGAAAUGAAGGAAUGUACACCUGCCGAAGCAAUACUGCCUAGUCCAGCAUUAGAAAAAAGCCCCACAAGCCCCACACAAGCAAUGAUGUCUGUCAAAGAAGAAAAUGAAAUCCAGUUAAUUGAUAUGCAGCCGCCUAUAGUCGCAAAUCAAGAAAAGAAAAAGGUGAACUCUAAAAAGAAAUCCUUGAAAAAAUUUAAAAAGCGGCGCAAGAGUUUGAUUGGACAGCGACAGAAGCCCAGGCAAAGAAACCGAAACGGGAAGUUCAUAGGCGAGCCCUCCAUCAAUGCAGUUCACGAGAAAAAGAGUACAUUUCCCAAAAAGCUUUCAAUACGUGCGUCCUCCACAAACAACAAGCUCAUUGGGGUGAAUAAAACGUUCAAGAAAAGGCCGCAAAACCUUCACAUUUCCCAAUCCAAACGAUCUAAAGCUGCGAAAAUAAUUUCUAAGAUCAUGGCGAUGGAAGAAGCCAGUUUGAAGCAGGAGGAGAGCGACACUUUGGUGGACUCUUCGCGUGGGGACGGGGCCGAAGCCGAAGCGCAGCCUGGGAAAUCCAAGUUUGUGAAGAACAUCAAACAUUUCAUUAUGCCUGUGGUGAGUGCCAGAUCUUCACGUGUGAUCAAGACCCCGCAGAGAUUCAUGGACGACGCUGGGAUGUCCGUGCUGCCGCGAAGACACUCUCCGAAGAAAGGGCUACAGCUGGGCUUACCGACGCCAGUCCGGCCGAUGAAGAGGAAAGACGAGGAUAUUCUGAGAGCGAUAUCCCCAAUCCUUCCCCUCGACGACGAAGACUUCUUAAGCGAAGCACAGCUGGAUGUCGACCUGUUUUCAGCACAGGAACUUGAAGACGCCUCCUGCAUUUCCGACAGCCUUUUCUCUGAGAAGAAAAGCGGCAAGAACGAAAAGGAAAGCUUCUUGAAGAAUUCUAGCUUCAAAUGGCCAGACGAGUUCGACAAUAUCUACACACUUGACAAAGCGCAAGAGAACAAGUGUGACGAGCUGCUGUUGUUCCCCCCCGUUUCUCCAGAAGCACCGCCUGAGCUUCCCGAAACUCAGAAAAGUCUAAGUUUGUUCAACAAAGGAAGCAAGCAAGCAGAUCCCUUUUUCCAGAAAUUCAAAAAGCUUAACACGGGUCAUCCCAAGUCCAAAGAAGUAGACAGUGCUAUCAAAGCUGCUCCUGUCGAUCUGGCGGAAGGCUUGGACGAUGAGGUGAUGAGUAUUAGCUUAAGACAGCGGCAUACGGAGGUGGAGAAGGAAAAACCAAAACUCAAAAUAGAAGAUCUCAAUAGUCCCGGGGUUGUGAGAAAAGUCUGUAUAAAAAAUUUGAACUUGAAGACUAUUACUCUAGAAAAACAGCCAGUCAAAAGUUAUCAAGAUGAGAAGAAGCAGUCUCAACCUGCUGCCGAUGAGCCGGCAGCCACGGAAAAGGGCACUACGCAAAAAUCACGUCUCACCGGAGCCAAUAAAAGGAUGUUCAAUCUCCUGAAGAAAGCGAAAGUUCAGCUAUUCAAAAUUGACCAGCAAAAGCAACUCAAAACCACUACACUUCUAUCUACUCCAUCUGCCUCCAGACCCCGGGAUGGGACAGCUAAAAGGCAAAGGAGGAGGCAGAAGGUUCAGCCUGUCCCUGAGGUUCCAAUCAAGACCGAACCACCACAAGUCCAGGUCACGUCGCCUCUUUGCCAGGAGUUCCGUCACGCCGGAGGUCCCCGGAUCAAACACGUUUGCCGUGCAGCCUCUGUGGUCCUUGGACAGCCUCGGGCCCUGGUGCCUGAUGACAUUCCCCGACUUAGCGCUCUGCCUCUCCACGAAAGAACUGGCAUUUCUCCUUCCACAGACAUUAAAGAUAACGGGUCUCCUUCAGAAUCCGACAGCCCUGGGGCCUCCGAUCAGAAGGUCACAAAAGUAAAGAAAGGGUCUGCUUUGAUCAAACGCAAAGGGCUUGGACCAUUUGGAUAUCGUUCUCGGAGAUGUGGAGUUUGCAAAGGCUGCAACCACGAAGACGAUUGUGGGGGAUGUAUUAACUGCCUUGAUAAACCCAAGUUUGGGGGUCCCAAUACCAAGCGACAAUGUUGUGUGUUCAAGAGGUGUGAUCAAAUAGAAGAAAGAAAAGCCCGUAGAGGAACCGGAAGAACAGUCCCCAAAGGUGCCUCCAAGCGUCGACGUGCCUCCUUUAGCGGAGCUUGUUCAAGUAACGAUGAAGGAGGCGAGGGAACCGCAGACUCACCCUCAGGUCAGGCUGAUGGCAACAGUCCAUCUGUUCGGAAGCAGCCAAAACGUGUUGUGAAGCCCAAGGUUUACUUUGACCUGGUCGACUACGAGUCUGAUGGAGACGACAGCAAAGGGAACUCUGUUUCUCCGGCCAGAAGAAGAGGAGCUGGACCUCGAUUCAAUGAAGAUUUUGUCUCAUUAGAUGGAUUCUUGGGAGACAUUUCAGAUGAUGAAGUGAGACACAGAAAAUCUAGUUCACAUCGAGUUCCCAGUGGAAAGCGCAAACCUGACAAAAGUUCGUUAGAGGAGACACCCCCCAGUGUUCUUGCUGCUUUGGCUCAUGGCUUUGAGCAAAAUGAUCGGGAGUUGACAAAGCCCACUCACAAAAUCCGAGUGGAUUUCAAGGAGGACUGUACUCUGGAGAACGUGUGGAGCACUGGUGGCCUGAGCGUCCUCUCCUCUGCCCCCCUAACGCCUCCAUACGCGUGUUUCCUCUGUGCCAGCAAAGGGCAGCAUGAGAUGCUGUAUUGCCAAGUCUGCUGCGAGCCAUUCCAUCAGUUUUGCCUUGACCCGUCAGAGCGUCCCUCCAGCGAUAACAAGGAGAACUGGUGCUGUCGGCGAUGCAAGUUCUGUCACGUGUGUGGGCGAAAAAAUAAGCACGUAAAGCCGUUGUUGGAAUGUGAGCGUUGCCAGAACUGUUAUCAUGCUUCCUGUUUGGGACCGAAUUAUCCAAAACAAAAUAAGAAGCGAAAAUCUUGGGUGUGCAUGACCUGUAUGAGAUGUAAAAGCUGCGGAGUCACACCUGGGAAGAGUUUGGACUCGGAGUGGAACCACGACAAAGGCCUGUGUCCUGACUGUUCCACUCUCUAUGAACAGGGCAACUACUGUCCGAUCUGUUUCAAAUGCUACGAGGACAACGACUACGACAGUCAGAUGAUGCAGUGCGGCACUUGUAAUCACUGGGUCCAUGCAAAGUGUGAAGAUCUAACAGACGAGUUGUACGAGAUCUUGUCGAGCCUGCCGGAGAGCGUGGUGUACUCGUGCCGCCCGUGCAGCGUGACGCAGCCCAGCGCUUGGAGAGAGCUGCUGUACAUUGAGCUGCGGUCUGGGAUCGAGAAGGUCCUGGCGUGUCUGCUCUCCUCCACACUCACGCAGCACCUCGUCACAUGUUCACAGUGUGAAAAGUUGGUUGACCCCGAUCGUGGUGUUGAAGGACAUCCCGCCUGUGACCUCCGAGCUGUGGGAAAGAAGUUUGACAAAGGCCUUUAUACUACACUGAAAAUGUUUCACGAAGACGUAGUUCAAAUGGUGAGGAAACGACUGCAGCAGGAGGAGGAUCUUUCAGAGGAGAAGCGGCCCACGGCUCUGGCACGCUCUUACUACCUGAAGCUCCUCGAGGAAGUUUUUAAUUGGUUUAAUGGUCAAGAUCCAAAGGUGUGGAACCCAUCUACCAAAGACUUGCCGCGGGGCAUGCUCUCCAACGCCGUCCACCCGCCAACUACAGAACACGUUUACGCUCAAUGGCACGAGAGAGAGGCCCAGUCCAGGGUUCCUCUUGGGCGCCUGCAGGAAGAGAACAGUCAAAACCCUAAGAUUAAAGAAGAGCCCACUGCCACUGCCCUUGAGGAUCCAGUUAACCACUUCAAAUCCAGCAGAAUGUCACUAAUGGCAAGGCUGAAACUCAAAGGAAAAAGGGGUCGUCUCUCUAAAGCGGAUUUAGACACUGGAUGGACAGCAGAAGACAAGAGACAGUGCUCUUUGUGCCAGAAAUAUGGAGAUCUUAAGCCUAAUGAGGCUGGGAGGUUGCUGUAUCUGGGGCAGAACGAGUGGGCCCAUGUGAACUGCUGCCUUUGGUCUGCAGAGGUUUUUGAAGAAGAUGAUGGAUCUCUCCUGCAUGUGCACAGUGCUGUCACCAGAGGGCGCCUGAUGCGAUGUGAGCGUUGCAACAAGAAUGGCGCGACAGUGGGAUGCUGUCUGACGUCAUGUCAAAGUAACUAUCACUUCAUGUGCGCACGCUCGCGGCAGUGUGUAUUUCAGGACGACAAGAAGGUCUACUGUCACAAACACCGGCAUCUCAUCAGUGGCAAGAUGGUGACUGGUCAAGAGUUUGAGGUGAAGCGUCGAGUCUAUGUGGAUUUUGAGGGCAUCAUGCUGCGCAGGAAGUUUCUCACUGGAGUGGAACCAACCCUAAUAAAUGUUAUGAUUGGGUCCUUGCACAUAGACAAACUUGGGGUGCUGACAGAACUUUCUGCACGAAAGGGGAGGCUGUUUCCUGUUGGAUUUCAAUCGUCCCGUUGGUACUGGAGCACUGUUGACCCUCAUCGUCGUUGCAAAUACACGUGCACAGUGAAAGAGGUGAGGCCCAUCGUCCCCGAGAAGCCUGUGGAGGAGAGUCCGGACUACGCAGACAAUCAGACCAUCGCCCACAGCCCCUGCCCACUGCAAGAACCAGAGAAUAUUCCAGUCGUUGCCCACCAUCAGCCUAACGUCAGAGAAGUCCCUGUGCCUGUUCCGACUCAAAAGGGCGACCCAGGACUCAGGCCCAAAAUGUCCAGGAGGCCAGCCGGAGGCAUGUUCCGCCCCCUGCCAUGUCCAGGAGUAGCUCCAGUGAAGCCGCACCACAUUUUGACCAUCAGUGAUCUGGACGAGACCCGGAAGCCUCGCCGCCACAGCCCGCAUUCUCACGGCCACAUCUCCCCGCCUCUGCCCGGACCCAUCACCCUACGCUCGGGGAAAACCCACCACGCGAACACGAUGCCGCAUGGCACUCCGUUCUUCUCCCAGUCCACGUGGCAAGAAAACGAACCCAACUUCCCUUCGCCAAGCCUCUCCUUCUCUCCCACAAUCCCGCACCUACCCCGGACCAGGCUUUCUUUUGACCUGAGUCAACCGGACUCCGCAGAGGUGCCGCACAACUUUUUGGCUUCACCAGAGCCAGAAGAUCUCUCCCCUACUCUAAAACCAGACGCAGAGCAACCGAAAGAUGAAGACGAUUUCCCAUUUAAUUCGUUUCACAAGGAUUCCAUCAUAACCUUAAGUCAAGACAUGAGGACGGAGCUCGAAGUGGAGGAAACACUUCUCAAUGAAGGUGUUGCAAUGAACUGCGGCGGGCAAAUAGUGGUUGAAGGUGAUGAUCCGGAAGAGUUUUGGGAGCAAACUCAAGGCGUGCAUAAACGGAAAGCACUGGUGGCCAAGCUUCCUCACUCGGCAGCUCCGACGAAAGAAGAUUUCGGGAACAGCUCUUCGGACGAUGACAUGGAGCACUAUUUUGACUUCUCGCGGACAAUUGUAAGCCGCACAGGAGCUAAAGAGCACUGCAAGCCUCCCUCUUCUUCCUCAAAAACAGUAGCUCAGUUGGAUGGAAUAGACGAUGGGACAGAGAGCGAUGCGAGUAUUGCGACAAAUGACAGCACUGGUAAAGAACAUCACUCACUAACGGCUCAUGCAGGUGAAGGAAAAGAAGUACCCAGUGUGGAGAAGGCAAACGUUGUCUCCUCUGAGGAAUCUUUGCAGGCUAAAGAAAAUCGCCCAUUAACAGCUGAUAUGGUUGAAGAUAAAAUGGAAAGUUCCUCUGAUGCUCCAACUACUCUUCCAACAUCAAUCACGCCAACCACAAUCGCUACAUCUAUGCCAAUGCGCGCCAACCCGGUCUCCUCCUGUUUGCCAGCAAUCAACCAGCCUCGACUGUCCUCUAUCCAGCCCGUAACCUCUCCUCAAGAGUUAGCCACCUCUCUGCCUCCUGAAGCCACAUCCACUAAACUGACCACUAUUAUGCCCGCUGAUGUAACGCAGUCUUUACUCAACGUUGUCCCUCAAAGUGAACCUGCGUUCGCAAAAUCUGCAACCUUUUUGUCGACUGCAUCCACAGCAACGGUCUCUGUACCGGUGAUAUCAGCUCAAGCACAGCAGAUGUGUUCGACCGCUCUGACCAUAGUGUCUUCCUCGGCCACGAUGGCUUCUCCGCCAUUGUCGCUCCACACUACCACCGCCCCAGUCAUUCUGAACGGCUACAGCAGCACGUCUCUGCAGAAAGAGUCCACCACAGGCCACACUAUCUCCAUCAACUUCUCUGCGCCGCGACCAGCACUGGAGCCUCAGCAGACUGUGUUGCCCCAAGCUUUACCAGGACACGCCAUUCUGACUGUGAAGGAAGUAGGAGGUGCAAACGUCGACCCAACUCCGCACGUGCUUCUUGUGAAUCGCCUUGGGCAAAUAUUUGUGAAAAAUCCAGAGAGCAACACUUUUCAGCUUCCAACUCCAAACUCUCCGUCUUUUAACUGCGUCACACAGAUAGCCAGUCUUUUACAAAGCAAUGCUCUGUCUGCAACGUUGGCAGCUGCCGGAGGUGUGUCUGUCCCCACCCCUGUCCAUGUUCCUGCGCCAAACGUAGCACCCGCCAUCCCCACGGUUCAAAACCCUUCCACAAUCACUCAACUGCUUGCGCACACCAGCAAUGAUGCUGCUCCAUCUCUUUGCACAAAGAAAUCUAGAAAAAGUGCAAAACCUCAAAAAGAAGAAGGUGCUCCAGAAUCUAAAAAACCAAAGAAAAAGAAAGAAACGAGUACAUCCAAAAAGCCCAAAGCUCCCAAACCUCCUGAGAAUCCUUCCAUGACGCCUGCUGAAAGCGCAGAGGCCAUAAUUAACCAGGCCAUGGCCAGCAAUUACACCCCCAAAUGGAGUGGUCUGCGGUCCCUCAGUCCAUCUACCCUCGUCUUACCUCCUGGUCUGUUGAUCGAACCGGAGUCUCCAGCCUCUCCGCCUUCUUCCCCGCUGCCUCUGCCCCCACCCGCGCCCACGCCCGCCCCCCGGGCUCGCACUCACGUCCGCAUGAAGAGAGUGUCGUCUCUGUCUGACCGCAUUGUCACCAAAAAGUCAAAAGUGGACUUCCUCCCACUAGAGCCCCCUAGCGAGACCGAGGAGCGCCGCAAACAGAGCCUCCCCAGCAUCCCGAGCAGAAACUCAGGCGUCCGGAUAAAAACACCAACUGUGAAGGGAAUCCUUAACCUGGAUGAUCUGAAGCAGGAGCGUCUGAGCGACUCUGAGUCUGAGCUCUGUAACCUCAUGGCUCGAAGUGAACAAGGAAAACAUCCGUCUGGAGAAGUGAUAGAACACAGCACUGUGAGCGACUGGAGGAAAUAUUCAGGGGCUUCUUCAGGCUCAGAAGAUGAGUUGGAACUAUCAGAUGAGGAAGAGGAAUGUCCAAACAAGGACCAACCACAUCUUAAGUUCGAGAUCAAGAGUGAUGAUGGCUUUAGUGUGGAAGCAGACAGCAUCGAGGUGGCCUGGAAGGCGGUCAUCGACGGAGUGCAGGAAGCACGAGCUAUCGCGCGGCUGCGACCUCUGACGCUUCAGAAGAUCACUGGAGACCACAUGCUGGGCUUCGUCCAUGACACUGUGGUGUUCCUGCUGGAGCAGCUGCACGGAGCUCACCACUGUCAGAAACACACUUUCCGCUUCUUCAAACAGUUUUCCCAAGAAGACGACCUACCAGUCAACCCCACGGGCUGCGCCCGCUCCGAGCUCUACGUCAGGAAGUCCACAUUUGACAUGUUUAACUUCCUGGCGUCUCAGCACCGACAGCUCCCAGACAUCGAUCUUUAUGACGAUGAAGAGGAUGAAGUUCUUCUCAAAUCCACCAGACGGGCCACCAGCUUGGAGCUGCCUAUGGCAAUGCGCUUCAGACAUCUGGAAAAAACCUCUAAAGAGGCUGUGGGCGUUUACAGGUCUGCUAUCCACGGCCGAGGUCUUUUCUGUAAGAGGAACAUUGAAGCUGGAGAGAUGGUGAUAGAAUACGCAGGCAUUGUGGUCCGCUCAGUGCUCACUGACAAAAGAGAAAAGUACUACGAUGGCAAGGGCAUCGGCUGUUACAUGUUCCGCAUCGAUGACUUCGACGUUGUGGACGCCACCAUGCAUGGGAACGCGGCGCGUUUCAUCAACCACUCCUGCGAGCCCAACUGCUUCUCCAGGGUGAUCAAUGUGGAGGGCCGAAAGCACAUUGUCAUCUUUGCCCUGAGGAAGAUCUACCGCGGAGAAGAGCUCACGUAUGACUACAAGUUCCCCAUUGAAGAUGCCAGCAGCAAACUCAACUGCAACUGUGGCGCGCGGAGAUGCAGGCGCUUCCUCAACUGA